AUGUCUGACGGUGGCGAUAUCGAGGUCGAGAACACUGUCGUCUCUGACGUCCUUCCCAAGGAUGUUACCAAGGAGGUCGGCAACGUCAAGUUGUUCAACAAGUGGGACUACGAUGUCGAGGUUCGCGACAUCUCUUUGACUGACUACAUUUCCCUGCGAAACCCCGUCUAUGUCACCCACUCUGCUGGCCGAUAUGCCGUCAAGCGAUUCCGCAAGGCCAACUGCCCCAUCAUUGAGCGAUUGACCAACUCGCUCAUGAUGCACGGCCGCAACAACGGCAAGAAGCUGAUGGCUGUCCGCAUUGUCGCCCACUCUUUCGAGAUUAUCCACCUCAUGACCGACCAGAACCCCAUCCAGGUCGCCGUCGACGCCAUCGUCAACUGCGGUCCCCGCGAAGACUCUACCCGAAUUGGCUCCGCCGGUACCGUCCGACGACAAGCCGUCGAUGUCUCCCCUCUCCGCCGCGUCAACCAGGCCAUCGCCCUGCUCACCACCGGUGCCCGUGAGGCCGCUUUCCGCAACGUCAAGUCGAUUGCUGAGUGCCUCGCCGAAGAGCUGAUCAACGCCGCCAAGGGUAGCAGCAACUCCUACGCUAUCAAGAAGAAGGACGAGUUGGAGCGUGUGGCCAAGAGCAACCGAUAA
Messenger RNA from Pochonia chlamydosporia 170, 642 nucleotides. RefSeq names its product 40S ribosomal protein S5. Gene Ontology annotation, cellular component: ribosome; cytosolic small ribosomal subunit. The record is from RefSeq and is a predicted model, not a curated record. Bases 1 to 642 code for a protein of 213 amino acids. Gene Ontology annotation, molecular function: rRNA binding; mRNA binding; structural constituent of ribosome. Lineage: Eukaryota; Fungi; Ascomycota; Sordariomycetes; Hypocreales; Clavicipitaceae. The transcript has 3 exons. Gene Ontology annotation, biological process: ribosomal small subunit assembly; translation.